AUGACUUUGGACAAGAAGUGCCUGCGCCUGGACCCGGCCGCCCCCGUGUGGGCCGCCAAGCAACGCGUGCUCUGCGCCCUCAACCACAGCCUCCAGGACGCGCUCAACUACGGGCUCUUCCAGCCGCCCUCCCGGGGCCGCGCAGGCAAGUUCCUGGACGAGGAGCGGCUCUUGCAGGAGUACCCGCCCAACCUGGACACGCCCCUGCCCUACCUGGAGUUUCGAUACAAGAGGCGAGUUUAUGCCCAGAACCUCAUCGAUGAUAAGCAGUUUGCAAAGCUUCACACAAAGGCAAACCUGAAGAAGUUCAUGGACUACGUCCAGCUGCACAGCACGGACAAGGUAGCCCGCUUACUGGACAAGGGGCUGGACCCCAAUUUCCACGAUCCUGACUCAGGAGAGUGUCCUCUGAGCCUUGCAGCCCAGCUGGACAACGCCACGGACCUGCUGAAGGUGUUGAGGAAUGGUGGUGCUCACUUGGAUUUCCGCACCCGCGAUGGGCUCACUGCCGUGCACUGUGCCACACGCCAGCGGAAUGCCGCAGCUCUGACGACUCUGCUGGACCUGGGCGCUUCACCUGACUACAAGGACAGCCGCGGCCUGACGCCCUUGUACCACAGUGCCCUCGGGGGCGGGGAUGCCCUCUGCUGCGAGCUGCUCCUUCACGACCAUGCUCAGCUGGGGACCACUGAUGAGAACGGCUGGCAGGAGAUCCAUCAGGCCUGCCGCUUUGGGCACGUGCAGCACCUGGAACACCUGCUGUUCUAUGGAGCUGACAUGGGGGCUCAGAACGCCUCAGGAAACACAGCGCUGCACAUCUGUGCCCUCUAUAACCAGGAAAGCUGUGCUCGAGUCCUACUUUUCCGUGGAGCUAACAAGGAUGUCCGCAAUUACAAUAGCCAGACAGCCUUCCAGGUGGCCAUCAUCGCAGGGAACUUUGAGCUCGCAGAGGUCAUCAAGACCCACAAAGACUCGGAUGUUGUGCUCAGCAUUGGGGAGGGCGGUUUCUGGGAGGGGACCGUGAAAGGCCGCACGGGCUGGUUCCCGGCCGACUGCGUGGAGGAGGUGCAGAUGAGACAGUAUGACACACGGCAUGAAACCCGGGAAGACCGGACGAAGCGCCUUUUCCGUCACUACACAGUGGGCUCCUAUGACAGUCUCACUUCACACAGCGAUUACGUCAUUGACGACAAGGUGGCUGUCCUACAGAAACGGGACCAUGAGGGCUUUGGUUUUGUGCUCCGGGGGGCCAAAGCCUCCAUUCGGAGAAGGAAAGGGGAGAAGCUGGAUGAGAUCCUGGCAGCCGCCACGGAGCCCACGCUGAGGCCAGACAUCGCGGACGCUGACUCCAGAGCUGCCACUGUCAAACAGCGGCCCACGAGUCGGAGGAUCACACCUGCUGAGAUCAGUUCUUUAUUUGAGCGCCAGGGCCUUCCGGGCCCAGAGAAGCUGCCCGGCUCCCUGCGGAAGGGGAUUCCACGGACCAAGUCUGUAGGGGAGGAUGAAAAGCUGGCGUCCCUGCUGGAAGGGCGCUUUCCGCGCAGCACGUCCAUGCAAGAUACGGGGCCUCGGCCAAGCGGCCUUGACUACGGCCCCGGGGAAAGCCCCGGCCUCGCGUUCGGGGGCCCAGGCCCGGGCAAGGACCGGCGGCUGGAGGAGCGGCGACGCUCAACCGUGUUCCUGUCGGUGGGAGCCAUCGAGGGCAGCACACCUAGCACAGACCUGCCCUCCCUGCAGCCCUCCCGCUCCAUCGAUGAGCGCCUGCUGGGGGCUGGCGCUGCCACCACCACCGGCCGAGACCUGCUCCUGCCCUCCCCCGUCUCUGCUCUGAAGCCAUUGGUCAGCGGCCCGAGCCUUGGGCCUUCAGGCUCCACCUUCAUCCACCCACUCACCGGCAAACCCCUGGACCCCAGCUCGCCCCUGGCCCUCGCCCUGGCAGCUCGAGAACGUGCUCUGGCCUCCCAGGCGCCCUCCCGGUCCCCCACGCCCGUGCACAGCCCUGAUGCUGACCGCCCUGGGCCUCUGUUCGUGGAUGUACAGGCCCGCGACUCUGAGCGAGGGGCGCUGGCCUCCCCAGCCUUCUCCCCAAGAAGCCCCGCCUGGGUUCCUGUGCCUGCUCGGAGGGAGCCGGAGAAAGCACCCCGGGAGGAGCGCAAGUCGCCAGAGGACAAGAAGUCCAUGAUCCUCAGCGUCCUGGACACAUCCCUGCAGCGGCCGGCCGGCCUCAUCGUCGUGCACGCCACCAGCAAUGGGCAGGAGCCCAGCGGGCUGGGGGCUGAAGAGGAGCGCCCGGGCACCCCGGAGCUGGCCCCAGCCCCCGCACAGUCAGCAGUGGUGGCAGAGCCCCUGGCGAGCCCCCGGGCUCAGCCCCCUGGCAGCACGGCUCCGACAGACCCCGGGCCGGGCCAGGGCAGCUCCGAGGAGGAGCCAGAGCUGGUGUUCGCUGUGAACUUGCCGCCCGCCCAGCUGUCCUCCAGUGAUGAGGAGACCAGGGAGGAGCUAGCCCGCAUUGGGCUGGUGCCGCCUCCCGAAGAGUUUGCCAACGGGGUCCUGCUGGCCACCCCACUUCCUGGCCCAGGUCCCUCACCCACCGUGGUGCCAGGCCCGGCCUCAGGGAAGCCGAGCAGCGAGCCGCCUCCUGCCCCUGAAUCUGCAGCUGACUCAGGGGUGGAGGAGGCUGACACACGCAGCUCCAGCGACCCCCACCUGGAGACCACAAGCACUAUCUCCACGGUGUCCAGCAUGUCCACCCUGAGCUCGGAGAGUGGGGAGCUCACUGACACCCACACCUCCUUCGCCGAUGGACACACUUUUCUACUCGAGAAGCCACCAGUGCCUCCCAAGCCCAAGCUCAAGUCCCCGCUGGGGAAGGGGCCGGUGACCUUCAGGGACCCGCUGCUGAAGCAGUCCUCGGACAGUGAGCUCAUGGCCCAGCAGCAUGCCGCCUCUGCCGGGCUGGCCUCUGCUGCCGGACCUGCUCGCCCUCGCUACCUCUUCCAGAGAAGGUCCAAGCUGUGGGGGGACCCCGUGGAGAGCCGGGGACUCCCAGGGCCUGAAGAUGACAAACCAACUGUGAUCAGUGAGCUCAGCUCUCGCCUGCAGCAGCUCAACAAAGACACACGCUCCUUGGGGGAAGAGCCGGUUGGUGGCCUGGGCGGCCUGCUGGACCCUGCCAAGAAGUCGCCCAUCGCGGCAGCUCGGUGA
Molecule: messenger RNA, 3204 nt
Organism: Puma concolor (puma)
Lineage: Eukaryota; Metazoa; Chordata; Mammalia; Carnivora; Felidae
Source: RefSeq, a predicted model, not a curated record